AUAAGUAGAUGGAUGGAUGGAUUGAAGGCAAUGUGUAAAAAGAGAAAAAUGGUUAAAGGGGGGAUGGGACUGAAAGCAUGAGCUACAAUCAUGUAGGAUAAGCACGGUGGGCUAAUUAAUAAAGAACAAGUCCUAAUGAAUUUAAUUACACACACGUCUGGCAAGUGAAGGCUACAAAGCAAAGAGAGGUGGUAAAAGAGAAGAUUAGUGCUAACAUGUAAUAGAGGGAUUACAAUACAAAACAGCAGCGGAAACUGUUUACACAGCAGAUGCAGAUGUACCUGAGCAUGCAAACCAAUUUGUGUACUGUUUAAUUUUUGAAAAUUAAAUGUUGUCUCUUUUUCUCUUCAUUAUUUAUGAGCCGUGUUCUAUACACAUGAGUCUUCAGAUCAGUUCACUUCUCUUCCUGUAUGCAUCAUAUCCAGGAUUAGACACAAAAUGUUUUGUGUGUGUUUUUUUUUUUUUGCACUUAAUCUGCACAGUAAUGUAAAAUAAAGUUUAACACAGAAUCUGAAUGCAUUAUCAGUCUUUAUCAACACAAUUGUGUAACAUACUGUAUAUGGGCAAAGCAUAAAUACAUAUCAUAAAACAGUGACUUAGUGCAUAACACUUCAUUCAUUUAUUCGUGUUAUCUCUACACAUCUGCUCAGAAAGUGCACGCACGUUGCUGAGAUGCCUGUGAAAGAGCACAAAAAUUGUAAAUGUAUAUUGUAUAUGUGUAAUGCAUAUUUCUUGACAAACAUUUGAUGAAAGUGUGGAGUCACAUAUGCCUAAUGUCUAACAGGGAGAGACAUAUUCGUGAGAAUGUCCAUUUAGGAAAGGAUAAUUUCAAAAGGAAAUGAUCAGGGACUCAUUUUUUAUUAAAAUGUUUUGCAAAUAUAUUAAAGUACCAUAUUUCCACUAGAUGUAGUGCCUGAUCAUAUUAUAGUUGCCUUUAUGAGAUAAUAAACAGGACAGGUGUUUUGUAUCAUAAUUAUCAUUAUUGCACAUUUCAGCACCACUGAAGAAAGGCUUAAAUAACUAGAACUACAGAUUUUUUAAUGACAUUCAUAACAUGCACAAAAAAAAGAAUAGAAUACAAGCUAAAAUAAAUGUUACCACAUAAUUGUAUACUGUGGUUAUGGAGUGCCACGGUCUUUUUUGCUAAAUUAAUUCAAUUCUCUCUCCCCCGACUCUCUCCCUUGUUGCUGUUGUACAGCUUUUCUGUAGUAGACAGUGUUUAUCAACCAUGACCAGUGUGUUGUGUGUGCUAAUAAUGACAAAUGGUGAUUAGCCAUGGCUAACCUGCUCCCUAAGCACGAAAACAUUGUACCACAGCCCCGUCACUUAAAAUCAGAGCUGCUGCGUGUUUCUAACUCUCGGAGGGAAUCAGCAAUGAACAAAACCCCCUCUACAUAAAGUUUUCAAAGAGGAAAUUCAGAUAUCCUAAGGUAACCCAUUAUUUUUUAAUAACUGUACGUUCAGUGAAUAUUAUGGAUGUUACAUACACUCCUUAGGGCUUAUGCAUAAAAACAAGCUACAUUUAUUUCAGUGUACAUCCUUCAUAAAUCCAUUCCUACAUCAAUUGUUGCAGUCCACUGAAGAUGACAAUCUGCAUAAGAAUGGUUUUAUGAAUGAUUUACCCAGAAAACCAUUCUGCUCGUGUUUCGACUCUUUCUUCAAGUCUUUCUCAGUGGUAAAUGCUGCAUAAGGUAUCCCAGUGUUUCUUUAUGGUCUACUUAGAUAUUCCUGCCACUGUCAACUUCCACAUAAUGCAUAACACGCUCUUUGAAAACAUACUGCAUUUAAGUUUGAUGUCUUUGUCCACCACAGGAAAAUGCUGGAGGUGAAGAUCAUUGACGAUGAGGAGUAUGAGAAGAACAAAACCUUCACCAUCCACCUGGGGGAGCCGGUGCUGCUGGAGAUCGGGCAGAAACACGGAGACUCCAAUGAUAACAAACCGGCAGUGGGGGCAGAGGAAGAGGAGGUGGCCAAAAUGGGGUGCCCGAGUCUGGGAGAGCACACCAAACUGGAAGUGGUGAUAGAGGAAUCGUACGAGUUUAAGAAUACCGUUGACAAGCUCAUAAAGAAGACCAACCUGGCGCUGGUGGUGGGCAGCAGCAGCUGGAGAGAACAGUUUGUCAGCGCUGUCACUGUCAGUGCAGGUGAUGACGAUGAAGAGGAGAGCGGGGAAGAGCGCUUGCCCUCGUGCUUUGAUUACAUCAUGCACUUCCUGACAGUUUUCUGGAAGGUUCUGUUUGCCUUCGUUCCACCCACGGAGUACUGGAAUGGCUGGGCCUGCUUCAUUGUCUCCAUCACGCUCAUCGGGGUCCUGACCGCUGUUACUGGAGAUUUGGCCUCUCACUUUGGUUGUACAGUAGGCCUGAAGGACUCUGUCACAGCUGUGGUGUUUGUGGCUUUGGGCACAUCUGUGCCUGAUACCUUUGCCAGCAAGGUGGCAGCCAUCCAGGACCAAUACGCUGAUGCAUCCAUUGGAAAUGUGACAGGUAGUAAUGCAGUUAAUGUCUUCCUGGGUAUUGGAGUGGCGUGGACCAUCGCUGCUGUGUACUGGCACAGUCAGGGCAAAAAAUUCCAGGUCCCGCCGGGGUCGCUGGCAUUUUCCGUCACCCUCUUCACCAUCAUGGCACUGCUGUGUGUUCUGAUACUGCUGUACCGCCGCCGGCCCUCUGUGUCCGGGGGUGAGCUGGGGGGCCCGCGAACCGCCAAGCUGCUCACCGUGUUCCUCUUCCUCAUGAUGUGGCUCAUCUACAUCCUCCUGGCUUCACUGGAGGCUUACUGCCACGUGCCUGGCUUCUGAGAAAGUUCCUUAGAGAGAUGUACUCUAUGCUGUAAAACCUUCCAUCAUUCUUCCUCUCUGCUUUUGUGUAUAUGAGAAGUCUAAAAUGAGUGUUUACAUCUGUUCUUACUGAUUAUUAUUGCUGUAGAAAUUGAACUUGCAUCCUUUCGCUAACACUGGCGUGAAUAUCUAGAUAAGUGUCAGUUGAGGAUGAUAGAGGCUCUGUUGUUUCAUGCACAGCUUCUCUUUAUAGAUGAAUCUCUCUACCCCCUGGAUAUUCAGACACAGCAACUCUCUCCAGAAUACUCUCCGGAGAGCCCCCUCAGCAGUUUUUUUUUUUUUGCUUCAGUGCUGUUUUUUCCAAGGAUGGUCCUUUAUGCCUCACUUUGAUAUUCUCUCAGAAACCCCUCUUCUAUUAUUCUCUUUUCCCUCCAAGUCGCUGUCAAUAGACUCAUUCCCACUGCAGAGAUUUGGGCAUGUUUCACACCUCUAUCUACCCUCAAGACAUGAGCACUCUGUUUCAUUUGUCUUCUCUUGCCUGUUACUAAAGCUCCCUGCAGACAUUUGUGCCACACUAGCGCUGUUCAUUUUUCACAACUAUAACUUCAGCUCAAGUGAUCCGAUGAGGGCUGAGCUUCUCAAACUGAUUACGCCCCUAAUAUGACCUUUGCCCAUAACCCUGGCCAAAUUCUACUUAAACAUCUUCAUCGUCCUGAACAUGCCCCAGUGCUACCUACACCAGACCUUCUUCUACUCUGACCUCACCCUCAAUAAUUAUACAACAACUUCCUCACUAUUAAUCUUACCUCAAUGUCAUUGCAGGCCCUGCCUAGUACUACUUAUAUCCUUAUUGCGCUUUUCCAGUGCGUGGUACAACUCGGCUUGGUAUUACUCAGUAUGGCAUGGCACGGCUCGACUCAGCUCAGUUUGUGUUUCCACUGCAAUUUAGUAUCGCUUUAGAGUGGGCGGAGUUAUUCACAUGUCGUUAUAGUUGUGCCGCCUCUACUACAGCAACUCGUGAAAAACAUUUUGCAUUGCCCCCUCAAGCUCUCACUGGAUCUGCUCCUCUGCUAUCAAUGAGAAGAACGUCUGUACUUCCUCAACAGACAACGUAACAACCAUUUUUGGGUUGUUAAAAAGGUGUGCUUGUUCAAAACAGAUGCGUUUUAGUGGUUCUGUUGCGUUUGUAUCACAAGUUCAGUGAUGCAGGUAGUGACUAUUCUCUCCGGCCAAUCAGUGAUCAGCAGAGUUUACACGUCACAUUUUGGUAACGGUAACCGAGGUGGUCCUAAAAAAAGUACCAUGUACCAGGUACUGUACCCAGUGGAAAACCCCCCAAAAGUGGACUGUACCAAACUACACCGUGCUGUACCAUGCAGUGGAAAAGUGCCAUUAUACUACUAUAGUGACCCCGCCCCAUCACUACAUACACCACACCUUUUUCACUUCUGACUCCACCCAUUACACUAUUUAUGCCACACCAUUAUUUUGAUACCACAUUUACAUAUGACACCAAUUCACAAGAAACAAAGCCCUCUUCACGUCUGACCCCACCACAACCCUACCUGUGCCACACCUCUUCUAAUCUGACUCCACCCCUGUAUUAAUUUACAGUAUAUCACAUAUUUUCCCUGCUGACCCCAACAUUGUCACUUUCACUACCAACAACCACAACCAUUUCAAUUCCGACCCCACCCACAACUCUACUUAUGCUACACUUUCUUAAUUUGUGGCCCUGCCCCCCAACAUUUUCUUCACCACACCCUCUUCAGAUCUACUAUUUGCUAGUAUUGUGAAUCUUUUAAAAAUGCUCUUGUGUUUUUUAUUAUUUAUUCAUUUAUUUUUACCAUGCUACUGAAAGUUAAUUAUGAAGUCAACAGAAGGAUUGUAAGAAGGAAAGAAAGAUUUUUGUUGAAAGUUAACAAAACCUGAAGAGAUACAUAAUUUGCAUGGAAAAACAUUAGUGAUAGAAGUUGAAUUGAGACCAAAAGAAAUAGUUUAACGGUGACAUAAGAACCAAGGUAUUGGUGUUUAUUCAUGUGAUAUUUAUUGAUAUUUAUUAUUAUGAACUAUGUAUUAUGUGGGGAAAUACUGCAGGCCGUGUGUGUGUAAGAGUGAAAGCAUGUAUUCAAAUGGGCGAGUGCAACAGAUUUGAUGAAACAUAUGAGUCAUGUGUGCCAAUCUGUUGAACAGUGUUCAAAGUGUUUGUAUUUGACUAUGAGUGUAUGUUAAGUAUGAAAGUGUGCUAAACUCAAGCACAGUGAAUUUUGUGUCUGUCACUGCCAGGCUCAGGAGUUUCAGGCUCCCAUCCUUUGAGCUUCUUGAUACUCUCCCAACAUCCAUGAAUUUACAAAUGGCUGCAGCUUUCACGUAGUACAUUUGUUGGUCCUAAAACAUGCAGUGACUGUCUUGCUGUACUAGGCCAUGUUCUUCAGCUUCACUGUGUCAAGCUUUUAGCUUUAUUCACUACUGAAGGCAUUGUGUCAUUGAGUCAUGUGGUUGUGUUUGAACACAACAUGGGUGCCUUGAUAUCAACAGUACAAGGUCUCUAGGCCAUACAGUAGGUCUGUCACUGAGUUUACACUGACAAGAUGGUGAAAAUGAUGAGUUUCGUUCAUGCGCAACAUGUAUAAUUUACCCGUGAAAUGUGAUUCCCUCAUUUUCACCACAUAAAUCCUGAGCAUAUCCAAUUAUUCAAGCACUUAUACCUCUCCUGAUAGCAUCGACGCCACCUAAUUUGCGUUUAUGUGCAUGGUUAAUGUAUAAUGGGUUGGUUUCAAGUUCAAUUUUUUAGUUUGCUCUCUUUAAUCAGUGUCCUCCAUCUGCUCCUUAACUAAUAAGACUUGGUUCAUUUCCAGUUAGCCAGAAGUUAAACUUGCUUAGUUAGCCCAGCUCUCUAUCCCAUUCUCUUCUUUGCUAAGCGAUACAGUGAUUACGGGUUUCAGUUUGCAGAUAUUACAUAAUUGUUUACAAGGGUGUAAUGUGUCCCCAAUUUCCCAGCUAUCAGCCAUCUGCUUAGCCCAACCUGGGACACAUGCUAUAGGAAAUGAAAAGUUAUAGCUGUAGGAAAUUCUCACUAUUAGGGGCCUCAGCACACCAGUCCUUCAAACUUUUUAAUGCAUGAGAUAAAAGUCAUUUUAAAGAGCUUUCUGAAAAAUGGUAAGAGGGAACACAUAGUCCCAUUACCUGAUUUAUAAUAACGCCAAUGGCCAAAUGCACCAUUUUAGAAGGGAGUUAUCUGUUAUGACGACACCAUUGGCUUAAAAGAGGCUGGCCUGCUACAGCCCUUCAUUUUCAUAAUUGAUCAAACAUAAAAAUCUACAGUCAGCUAUCUAUGGAAAUGUUGCAAGUGCUCCGCUCACUUUCUUAUACAAUGUGUGACGCGAAAGUGGGCGAAACAGAUACAUAUAGUUCGCAUUUAUACUGACAUAUGUGUAUUUAUACAUUCCAAUGAUACCAGAUUAAAAAAAGCACAGAGUGAUGUAUUUUUAGUGCUUCUUGUUGCUAGGCAAUGUCUUAGAGUCAUUGUCUUUCUGUCAUUAUGUUGUCUGGUGUCAGUGCUCUAGGGUGGGUGGAGACAGGGAUCCGUGGAUUGUAAUUACUUUAUAAGGUCACUCUCAUCUCUCUCCUUAUAUCUGGCCACACAGGGUUAAUGAACCCUAAUUCAAGGACAAUCCUUAAUUAAGAACCUUAUAUUGCCCCUGAGAUUUUUGAGUCACAUUAAUGUAAGCUUUUGCUUUGUGGAGAGCAGAGCAGUGAUUGAUCUCCCUUGAGGUAAACAUAUUUAUCAGUCAAAGUUGCAUCAAACUAAUGGGUUUUUCAAAAAAAAAAAUUAACAACUACAGAGGAUUAUGGUGGUGAAUCUCCAUCUAAUGCUCAGUAGCCAGCCAUUAACCUUGAAGAAUAAUACCAUACGAGAACAUAUCGUGCAAGUAAAUCUGUUUAUGUGGACCAGGAAGGACCAUCUCUUGUGGAAUAAGCCUAAAGCAAUGUGACUGAUUUAUGAUCAAAUAACAGUAGAUGUGAAACACACUUAAAAUGAUAGUUAACUCUUUGUGUCAUUCAAAAUCUGGACGAUUUUCUUUCUUUAGUUUAAAACACAAUACACUUAAUGUUACUGGAGACAACAAUAUCAAUAAACCCCAUUAACCUUGUAUUGUAUGAGGAAAAGAAAAAAACUGAUAGCAUAAUUUUCCUUGUUGGCUAAACUUUCCACACUUGUUUACUUUUAUUUGAUCUUAAAUCAGUCUCCACUUCCCCAAAACACCCUCGCAAAAACAAAAUGACCUUGAAUAUCGGAUAUGCAUAGUCCAUCAUAGCAUGUACAUCAGAGUGCUUGUGUCGUGCGAGAGUCCCGGUGUCACAUGUGCUCUCUUGUGAUACUCCAGUCUUAAAGCAUGUCUUUUCUAUGUGUGGGUAUUUGUCUACUAAUAUUGCAUUUCUCUUUAAGUACAAACAUUGAAAUAUUUACAAAAUGAAUUGUGUUUGGUUUUGUAUGUACUGCUAUUUGAUAAAUUACUGUUUUAAAUUACUUUUUUUUUUUUCAAAGCCAAGUGUUCUUUACUUAGCUUUAUGACACUAUUGUUGUCUUGAGAUAUGUUCUGUACUGAGACAAAUUUAUACUUUGGGUAAAAAAAAUGUAUGCGCUGCAUAGAGUACUUUAUCAUUAUCUUCACAACAACAAUAACAAAAUAAUUAAUGUUUUCAGUGUUGUAUCUAAAACUAUGUUUGAGGGAGAAAGGGCGUGAUUUUAUGUGAAUUCAUUAAAGCUGUUAUGUGAAGGGAAACUACAGUGCUUUGCCAAAAUAUUGAGAAUGAGUCUCUGUUUGUAAUGCGUAAAACUUUGUUUCUUGUUUAAUUUAUUUAUGAGUACAUUAAAGUUGGAAUUGUAUAUUACUAUUAA
This is a messenger RNA of Carassius gibelio (silver crucian carp), 7679 nucleotides long. RefSeq names its product sodium/calcium exchanger 1-like. Lineage: Eukaryota; Metazoa; Chordata; Actinopteri; Cypriniformes; Cyprinidae. The coding region runs from base 1817 to 2797 and encodes 326 amino acids. Gene Ontology annotation, biological process: calcium ion import across plasma membrane; sodium ion transmembrane transport. Gene Ontology annotation, cellular component: postsynapse; sarcolemma; axon. The transcript is spliced from 5 exons. The record is from RefSeq and is a predicted model, not a curated record. Gene Ontology annotation, molecular function: calcium:sodium antiporter activity.